AAUUAGAAACGUGAAACACUUUCUCUUCACCCCUUCUUCACCCAGCGUCUUUCAGUUCCGAUUCCUCCGAUUCCUCCCUUCACCGAAUCACCAAUUUCGUCACCGCACCGUGAAACUAAAGGGAAAUUUUUCGUCCUCCCUUCUCCUCUCUUUCUCGAUCUCUCUCAAUGAAACUAAAGGGGAAAAUCAUAACCCUAAGAAAAAAAAUCAAAAUUCAAGGUCUACUAGGUUCAAUUUCAACCCUACUGUCUUGAUCAAGAAGGAACAGUGAGAAAAUUUCAGGUCUACUAGGUUCAAUUUCAGGUUCUGCAUUUAUUUUUAUUAUUCAGCUAUGCCUCCUAAAUUGCCUCCUAAGAUUAGAAAGUUUCCUUCUGGGUGUGAGAAGCGUAAGAAACAGAAAAAACUUAAUAAGUUAAUACAAUCUCAGUCAGGAGCCCUUAAUAAAUUUAUCAUAAGACAACCGAAAAUUCAGAAUGUUGGUGUUGGAAUUGUUGAAAAUCAGAAUGUUGGUGUUGGAAUUCUUGAAAAUAUGGAGGAAAAUACCAAUGUUAAUGCUACUGAAAAUGAAAAUUUAUUAGAUGCUCAAAAUAUGGAGGAAAAUGCUAAUGUUAAUGCUACUGAAAAUGAUAAUGUAGAUGUUGAGAAUGCCGAUAAUUCUAAUAAUGACAAUGGUGAAAAUAUUGAUAUAUUUGAUCCAACAAUUUGGGAUUCUCUUGGGUCUAGAAUGAUUGAAUUAUUAGCAACAAAAGGUCCGAAAAGAGAUUUGUCUAUUGUGAAGGGUCCUAGAGAUAAAACAACGGCUAGACGUUUUACGGCUAAUUUGUAUACUAGAGUUUUAUCAAAUGGAGAGAAAUGCGAUAGAGAUUGGCUUGUUUAUUCAAAAGAGCUUGAUAGAGUAUUUUGUUUUUGUUGUAAAAUUUUUAGAAGAGGGAUUGGUAGAGGUCAGUUAGCAAAUGAAGGUUUUUCUACUUGGAAACAUGUUGGUGAAAGACUUAGGGAGCACGAGACAGGCAUGGAACAUGUUAACAACAUGACUACUUGGUAUGAGUUGCGUAAAAGGAUGCAAAAUUUUCAAACUAUUGAUAAAACAACUCAAAGGUUGAUUGAUAAAGAAAAAGAGCAUUGGAAAAAUGUUUUAAAAAGAAUUCUUUCAAUAGUGAAAUUCCUUGCUAAACAUAAUUUGGCUUUUCGUGGUUCUAAUGAGAGAUUGUACCAAAAUAGCAAUGGGAAUUUUUUGGGCUUAAUUGAAAUGUUAGCAGAAUUUGAUCCAGUUGUCCAAGAACAUGUUAGACGUAUUACAGAUAAUAAAGUUCAUGUUCACUUUCUUGGACAUGACAUCCAAAAUGAGUUAAUACGUUUGCUAGCUUCUGCAAUUAAAAAUGAAAUCAUUAGAAAAAUCAAACAAGCAAAGUAUUUCUCAAUUAUACUUGAUUGUACUCCUGAUGUUAGUCAUCAAGAGCAAAUGUCUUUGAUAAUACGAUAUGUGGAUGUUGAUUCAAGUUCUGUUAAUGUUGAAGAAUCUUUUUUAGGAUUUUUAAAAGUGAAUGAUACAACUGGUCAAGGACUUUUUGAUGUUUUACAAGAUGAAUUGAAAAAACUUGAUCUUGAUAUAUUUGAUGUGCGAGGACAAGGAUAUGAUAAUGGGUCAAAUAUGAAAGGAAAACAUCAAGGUGUACAAAAGAGGUUUUUAGACAUAAAUCCAAGAGCUUUUUAUACUCCUUGUGGUUGUCAUAGUCUUAAUUUAACAUUGUGUGAUAUGGCUAACUCUUGUCACGAAGCUAAAAACUUUUUUGGAGUUGUUCAACGCAUUUAUACUAUUUUUGCCAAUUCUACUAAGAGAUGGCAAAUUUUGAAAGAUAAUGUAAAAUGCUUGACUCCAAAAUCAUUAUCAUCCACUCGUUGGGAGAGUCAUGUAGAAAGUGUCAAAGCUAUUAAAACUCAAAUGUCAGAGUUUACAGAAGCUUUACUUGAAGUGUCAGAAAAUGAUAGUGAUUCUAAAAUAAGUAGUGAAGCUAAAUCCUUAGCAACAAAUGAGCUUGGUGAUUUUAAGUUUUUAAUGUCGAUAAUUAUUUGGUUUGAAAUAUUAUUUGCAAUGAAUGCAGUUAGCAAGUUCCUACAAUCAAGAGAUAUGGUUAUUGAUGUUGCUAUGAAACAAAUAACAGGGUUGAUUUCAUAUUUUAAGGAAUAUAGAGAAAUUGGUUUUAAAAAUGCUUUGAAUUGUGCUACGGAAAUUGCUAUUGAAUUGAAUAUAGACCCGGUAUUUCCUCAAAAGCGUAUAAUUCAAAGAAAAAGACAGUUUGAUGAGAAUUUGAAUACUCCGACAGUUCAACUAUCUGAAGAGGAAUCUUUUAGAGUUAAUUAUUUUCUUAACCUUGUUGAUCAAGCUAUUGUAUCUCUUAAUAAGAGAUUUGAGCAAUACCAACAAUAUGAAAGUGUUUUUGGUUUCUUGUUUAGUUCUCGAAGGUUUCAAUCAUUGGACAAUCCAACUUUAGCGUCUUGUUGUAGUCAUUUUGAAGAAGCAUUGAAACAUAAUGAGCAAUGUGAUAUUGAUGGGAAAGAGUUAUGUAUGGAGUUAAGGUUACUAAGAGAGAUGUUGCCUGCAGAAGAAAUCGGACCUAUUGAUAUAUUAAAGUUUUUGAAAGGCAUGAAUUGUUUUCCUAAUACAACUAUUGCAUAUCGAAUUUUAUUGACAAUUCCUGUGACAGUUGCCUCUGCAGAAAGAAGUUUCUCAAAAUUGAAGUUGUUGAAGUCAUACUUGCGGUCUACCAUGUUACAAGAAAGGCUUAAUGGGUUAGCAUUGAUAGCAAUUGAGAAUGACUUGUUGGAGAAUAUACAAUAUGAAGAUUUGGUUGAUGAAUUUGCUUCAAAAAAUGCUAGAAGGGGGGCUUUUUUUAAGUAGCUAAAAUGUAUUUUGAUAAUAUUGAUUACAAUAUGAUUUUUUUUUUUAUUAGUCACAACAAUGAAUGAUUAUUUUUGAUGUUAUUGAAAUUGUUUACAAUUUAGAUAUAUUAUAUUUUUAUAAGGGGUCCAUUUUUAUUUUUUGCCCUGGACCUCUAAAUACUCGGAGACGGCCCUGUGGGUAUAUCCUCCUUUUCUUUGGAAGCUCCCUUUGUGUCCCCAUGCUUUAUCUCUAUUUUGUGGUUUUCCAUGCAACUUCCAGCAAUUUUCCCUAAUAUGACGAGGCUUGUGACAAUAGGUACACCGAGUAUCAUCACCUUUCCUCUCAAUAUUUGUUGAUUCUCCCUUUCUUCGGUCAGCACUCAUUGUUGUCUCCUCUCCUUUGUUAAGAUCAACCAUCAUAGCUGAAUUCUCAAUUACUGGAGUGUCUAACGUCAGACUCCUUCUGCUUUCUUCGCUUCUCACAAUGGCUAUCACUUCAUUAAAGCUUGGAACUUCCUGUUUUCCCAAGAUUUGAAUUCUAACUUGGUCAAAUUCAGAGUUCAAACCAACCAGAAAGUCAUACACCCUGUCUUGCUCAAUGAACUUCUUCAGAAUUGCUGCAUCUGCAGAGCACUGAGUCUUUAUGACCCUAUAAUGAUCAAGUUCCAUCCAUAGUGCCUUUAGCUGAUUGACAUAAUCAGUGACAGUUCUGUUUCCUUGCUUUGCUGCCAAAGUUUUCACCUUUAGUUCAUACACUUGAGCAGCAUCUUUGGCUUUGGAAUAACUUUCCUCCAUAGCAUCCCAAUGCACGUGUCACUGAUGUCCGGAUCCAUGGAGUUCCCCAGCCAUGCCAUGAUCCUUGAAUCUUCCUCAUCCCAUUUGGUAAAGUUGGGAUCAUUCUCCUUAGGUGCAGCAUCCAUUAUAUGCUUCACUUUUCCCUUUCCUUUCAAGAUUGUUUUAAUGAGUUGAGACCAUUUGAGAUAAUUUUUCUCAUUCAGCCUGUAAGCAGAAUGAAUAUUCUGCAAUUCUCCAGGAUUUUGAGAAGGGACAUCUCCUGUCUCAGAUUUGGUCUUCUCCUCAGGGGUUCCAGAUCCAGACAUUGUAGAAUAAAAGAAGGGAAAAAUUGAUGGUUUAAGAAACUAUGUGCUAAAAAAAAUGCACAGAAAUUCGCAACAGCAAUGAAGGCUGGCGUUUUUAGGGUUUCAGCAUGCAGCAGACAGAAGCACCCAGAACGGAUGCUCUGGUACCAUGUAAGAAAUUAGGGCUGAAUGAAUAAUUUCUGAUAUAUAUUAACAUUGAGAGGUACAUAGAAUAUAUACACAGUUUCUAUGCUAAUUAAGGAAGGACUGAAUAAAGGAGAUCUCAUCUAAUCAUAAUAAUCUGUACACUAAUAGAAGGGAUAUUAUUUAUUUCCUAAAUAAACAUAUUUCUCUAAUUAUUGCAAGAUUUUCCACACUAUACCCUACCAUUAAAUAAAAAUGGUGACUACUUCUCUACCCUCACAAAAAUUGAGGGUAGUUGCCCUAUGCUGAUGUGGCACCAAUGAAAUUCAUCCAUGUGUAUUUAAGUCAAACAUAAUUAAUUUUUUACCAUAAAUUAUUUUGACUACUUUUAUUUUCAAUUAAUUAUAUUUUAUGUUACUAGUUUUCUUUAAUUAUAUUUUAGACUAUAUGUAAAUAUAAUUAGAAUUAAUUUGAUCAUUGAAUGCUUGUUUCUAAACAUUAUAUAUUGAUUCUAAAAUAUCAAUGUUAUUAGUAAAAAAAAAAUCAAUGUUAUAGGCUCGAAAAAAUAAAUAUAUAUCAAUGUUAGUUUAAAUAAAAAUAAUAAGAGAACAAAAACAACAAAGAAAAAAAAACUACU
This is a messenger RNA of Trifolium pratense (red clover), 4740 nucleotides long. RefSeq names its product zinc finger MYM-type protein 1-like. Lineage: Eukaryota; Viridiplantae; Streptophyta; Magnoliopsida; Fabales; Fabaceae. The record is from RefSeq and is a predicted model, not a curated record. The transcript is spliced from 2 exons. Bases 332 to 2899 code for a protein of 855 amino acids. Gene Ontology annotation, molecular function: protein dimerization activity.